CAACCCCUUAACUACGUAAUCCCUAACAAAGCGGGGAAUAGAACGUAAGCAGAAAAACGUAAGCCAGAGUUGCGUAUACGUAACAUGCCACAAGUGUGACUCUCUCGUGUUGUCACUCUAUUUUCGUUCGAGGAAGCAUUACUGCACGUGUUGAAAGUAGCUCGGCAUAGCGGCACAGAGGCAGAGAGAGAGAGGAAAGGCGGUAGAGAGAGAUAGGGAGACAGGGGGCGCACGAGAGAGAAACCCCGAUUGGUGCUAGGGGAUGAGGGUGGCUAAUUCUCCCGCUGCUUCCCGGGUAUAAAUACGGGCUUCCUGCUGGCUGGGUUCCUCAGUCGAACGACAGCCCUCCUGGAGUUCACAUCCUGGAAAAGCAGAAAAACUCCGGAAAGCCGACCGAACUGUGAAGUAACAAUUUCGACGUAAUUUUUGGCCAGACACCUCCACCCGAAAACAUGGCAGUCCCGUUCUACGAAGAUGAGCACGUCUCGAAGUCUGAACCGAGUGGUGACCAGGUGGAUAGCCCCAUGGCUUACUCCAUCGAUCCUGGUCACGAUCAAGUGGACUUCGAAGGACCUCCUCCACCUCCUGCACAGGCGGAGACAGCCGCCGGAACAGGAGCAACAAGUGAGCCGGAGGCGCCUGCUGCAGCGCCGAGUGCCGAGGAACAACUACUGGCCUGGAAAAUCCUGGCACUCACCAUGUGCAAGGUCCUGAAGCAGUUCUACCAACAGCACAAGCAGCAGGCGGGAAAAUCCAGUAAACUAAGUGCCACCGUUCAGAUCCAGCCGCAGGCGCAGUAAAAAUGCAAAUCGAAGAGGACGAGGCGCCAACUAAAGCUCCUAAAAGCGCAACUUGUGAUUACUUUACGUUGGUGAGAACUAGCGCAGCCCCCCAAGAGCCCUGGAGGAGAAAGCGGAGAACGAGAGAGAGGCGAGACAGUGACAGAGAAAUGUGAAUCAAUUUCCCAAGGAAAACCCCAUAAAAAUUAAUAUUUUUUAUACUCGUACUUUCUUUGAUGGAGAUUUUACCCGCCCAUUGUAUCUUUAUUGCCGUCGCGACUUUAACUUAAAACACUUUGGAUAAGCGCAAAUGUGAUAAAUGAUUUUGCUAAAAAUA
Messenger RNA from Drosophila ananassae, 1116 nucleotides. RefSeq lists its product as uncharacterized. NCBI's taxonomy places the organism in Eukaryota, Metazoa, Arthropoda, Insecta, Diptera, Drosophilidae. The transcript has a single exon. The record is from RefSeq and is a predicted model, not a curated record. The coding region runs from base 453 to 800 and encodes 115 amino acids.